Molecule: messenger RNA, 2098 nt
Organism: Trichoplusia ni (cabbage looper)
Lineage: Eukaryota; Metazoa; Arthropoda; Insecta; Lepidoptera; Noctuidae
Gene: Irbp
Product: X-ray repair cross-complementing protein 6-like
Exons: 1
Coding region: 230-1996 (588 amino acids)
Biological process (GO): cellular response to gamma radiation; cellular response to X-ray; telomere maintenance
Cellular component (GO): nucleus; Ku70:Ku80 complex
Molecular function (GO): double-stranded DNA binding; telomeric repeat DNA binding; DNA helicase activity
Source: RefSeq, a predicted model, not a curated record
GGUAAUCUAAACAAUCGAGAUACAAAGCAGAAAAUAGCAACACCGUUCCAACAGCUGUCACUAGCAGCAUGUCAAAUUUGUUUUGAACUUUCAAACAACAACUUGUAAGAACUUGAAACAGGGUGGAAACUAGUAUAUUUUAGUAGUUUAUCUUGUAUACUUCAGAUUAUACUACAGUAAUAUUAAAAAAAAUAAAAAUUUUGAGUGACAGAUAUAGUGAUAUACCAAGAUGAGUUCCGACGAAGAAAAUGAAGAUAUUCCAACUUGGAAAGGUGUACCGGCUACAAUGAUAUGCAUCAACACUUUCGGCUCAACUAUUGGUGCGGCUCAAGUGGCUCACGCGGCCACUUGUAAUAUGAUACGCCAGUACUUACGGGAAGCUAGCUCUCAACUAAUAGGAGUUUGUCUGUAUGGCACAGAAGGAUCCAAUACAUCCGUGUUUGGGAUCAAAAGUGUUGAAGAGGUUUUCCCACUUUCAUUACCAAACUUAAACAAUUACAAAAAACUUCAAUCUAUUAAUAUUUCAUCACUCAAGCAAGCCAAAGAAUUAAUAUUAUCAGAUGUGCUUUGGUAUUGCAAUAAAGCAUUUGCAAGUUGCAAUAAACAGCUAUCAACAAGGAAAAUUAUAAUUUUGUCAAGAUUUGAUACCCCUCCAUCGAAAUCAGAUGAAAGGCCAACAUUCAAGAGAGUUGAUGACUUGGUUACGGCUUAUAUUCAAAUAAAACUAAUAAAUGUUUCAGAAACUGAAUAUGAAAUCAAUCCAUUUUACAAGGAUUUUCUAAAAGAGGUUAAUAGAGAAGAAGUUAAUUUACCAAAGCCUGUUUGGGAUCAGAAAGAGAUCAAACAACUAAUGUGUGAAGAGGCUCACCGCCACCUAGCUGUUGCUCGAAUCACUUUCGAGAUUGGUGAGGGUUUAGCUUUAGGCGUGGGAAUAUACAGUCUUCUGAAAUCAAGUAUACAGCAAAAGAAGUCAGAUCUUCACAGAGAUACAAAUGCUAUUCUUAUUGGUGUUAACAAAACUAUGAAGGUGAAAAUAGACAAUGAUGAUGGAAUGGAUGUAGAUGAAGAAGAGCAGGAACCAAAAUCUGUGCCUUUGCUGAAGUCUGAAACAUUAAACUAUCAGACAUAUGGUGAAGAGAUGGUUGAAUUCACAGAUGAUGAAUUGAAAUUACUAAAAAACCCAUUUGGGCCCCCUAUGCUUAAGCUUCUUGGGUUUAAACCAGCCAGCAUUAUAUGCAAAGAAAAAUGGUUUAUAAAACCAGGUUAUUUCUUGUUUCCCAUUGAAAAUAUAAUAGAAGGUUCCACAGUAGCAUUUAAAGCCUUUCAUAAGGCUUGUGUUGAGAUGAACAAGGUUGCCAUAUGUGUGCUGUGUACUAGAGUAAAUUCAAGGCCUUGCAUUGUUGCUCUUUCUCCCACCACUAAGCCUCUUGGGCUUAAUGUGGAAACAGGGUUUGAUGUAAUUAGACUCCCUUUUGUAGAACAUGUCAGAAAUAUUCCUAUGUAUGAAGAUGAUGAAGAAGUUCAAAUUACUACAGAAAACAAAUCUGUAAUGAAGGAUAUCUUGAAAACCCUUUGUUUUGAUUAUAAAGCUGAUGUAUUUGAAAAUCCAAAACUUCAAUCGCAAUAUCGGGCUAUUGAAGCAAUUGCUUUAGAAGAAGAUGAUGUGGAGCCAUUUGUAGAUACUACAAAACCUAGCCCAGAUAAGUUUCGAAUAAUUAAAGAUGACUUAUUUCAACAAAUGUUUGCUCCUUUUGGAUCAGUGGCUGUAAAGAAAUUUUCGAGCUCAAGAGAGGGUGGACCCGAAAGCAAAAAGGCUAAAGUUGAAGAUAUUGAUGAAAAUUUACUUAGAAAGAGACUUGAUACUAAAAAGGUAGCUGAUUACACAGUACGCCAAUUGCAAGACAUUUUAAGAUCCAAGGACAUUCCUAGUUUGCCUGCAUUAACAGGCUUGAAAAAGAAGGAUCUCGUUGAAUUAGUUUAUACGCAUUGGAAGUAAUUAGUUGAGACUUGUUGUACCUGUGUCAAAAAUAAAAUGUUAUUUUUUUGUAUUUUUGUAGUGUCGUUUCUUUUGUAACAAAUUACAACCUAUAAGAAGAGA